GCCGCUGCCACGCUGUGGACGAUAAGAAGGCUUACAUCUCAACUAGGCACUGUAUGACAAUGUCGGCAAUGAAGCUCCUCACUUCAAUCGCCGCGCUUUGCCUAUUGCCGACUUCGCAUGCUUGCGUCCGAGAGCGCGAGUUCCAUAGCCAUGGCCUGACGAAGAGAUCUGUGACGCCGCGGGCAGAGCUGAGCCCGGACGAGCAACUCAUUAUCGAUUCCUUUGAUGCCAAUGAGAUCUCAGACUGGAGUUAUUACUACACUCACGGCAACCAUAUUGCCGGCAAGAACGAGUCCCAAGCCCAAUGGACUGCAGAUCGGUGGGCGGAAGCUGGCUUCACCACUCGCCUCGACGCCUAUAACGUGUAUCUCAACUAUCCUGUCAGCAGAUCUCUCGCCUUGACAUGGCCCAAUGGCACGCAAUAUACUCCUUCACUGGAGGAAGCUGUGCUGGAGGAGGAUGAUACGUCGAGCUAUCCGGACCGGAUUCCUAUUUUCCAUGGCUUCUCGGCCAAUGGCGACGUGACAGCCGAGUACGUGUAUGUUGGAAGAGGUCAGCAAGUCGAUUUUGAGCGACUCAAGGCGCUCGGUGUACCCCUCGAAGGGAAGAUCGCGUUGGCUCGCUACGGAGGUCCUUUCCGAGGUCUCAAGGUCAAAAAUGCCCAGGACAAUGGCAUGAUCGGAGCUGUUCUAUUCACCGAUCCAGGAGAUGACGGCAACAUCACAGUUGCCAAAGGCUAUGCUGCCUACCCUGAUGGGCCAGCUCGUAACCCCACAGCUGUGCAAAGAGGAUCCGUACAGUUCUUGAGCACAUAUCCAGGAGAUCCAACGACUCCCGGCUAUCCGUCUCGCAAGGACUCACCACGUGCUGAUAAGGGAGCUGUUACUCCGCGCAUCCCCAGUCUUCCAAUUUCCUAUGCCGAGGCUCAACCACUUCUUGCGGCGUUGGAUGGCUAUGGCACAAAUGGGUCGGCGGUGAACAGGACCAAUUGGGUGGGCGCACUGAACGCGACGUAUUCGACUGGACCUGCGCCUGGAGUUACACUGCAUCUCACCAACCAAAUGGAGGAUGCAUACACUGACAUCUGGAACGCCAUCGGCAUCAUCAACGGCACGAGCUCCGACGAAGCUAUCGUCAUUGGCAACCAUCGAGAUGCCUGGAUCGUUGGUGGUGCUGCAGACCCCAACAGCGGAACAGCUGUCAUUGUCGAGCUAGGCCGUGUCUUCGGCAAGCUUCUUGCGCAAGGCUGGAAGCCAAAGCGUACCAUUGUGCUCGCAAGCUGGGACGCUGAAGAAUAUGGCUUGAUCGGAUCGACAGAGUGGAUGGAGGAGUACUUGCCAUGGAUCAAGAAGUCCGUUGUUGCCAACCUCAAUAUCGAUGUUGCAGUCUCUGGUCCUCAUCCCGAUAUCUCGGCCACUCCGGAGCUGCACCGCAUUGCUCAGGACCUCAUGAAGAAAGUCCUUUGGCCCGCUCUCGAAGGCAAUUCGACGAUGUAUGAUGUCUGGAGCCACGACACCAACCGAACGGUUGGUGUGCUUGGUUCUGGGAGUGACUACACGAGCUUCGUCCAUCGUGGAAUUGCUGCGAUUGAUAUGGGUGCAAAUCCUGGACCAACUGACCCGAUCUACCACUAUCACAGUAACUUCGAUUCUUACAACUGGAUGAGCAAGUUUGCGGAUCCUGGAUUCCUGGCACAUAAAUCGAUGGGCCAGUACCUCGCUCUCCUUGCUUACCACUUGGCUUCCGAUGACCUCCUGCCUCUUGAGCCCAUCAACUACGCCGAUCAGAUGCAGAGAUACUACCAGGCCCUCCAGUACACCAUCGGCAACUCAUCGAGAGUCGACUUCGAUGUCUCAAGUCUGCAGGAUGCCAUCUCGACGUUCCGCACUCAAGCGCAAGAGGCCGCCGACUUGGCUCAGCUCGCCAUCAGCAGCAACAAUUCGGAGCUUCUCCAAGUCGUCAACGCCAAGUACCGCGACUUCCAGCGCGGAUUCACCUCGCAAGGCGGAUUACCUACGCGGGAGUUCUACCAGCAUUUGAUCUUCGCUCCAGGCCUGGAUACUGGGUAUGCGCCCGUGACCUUCCCCGGUGUGACGGAAGCAGUGGAGAGAGAUCAAUGGGAGGUGGCACAAGACUACCUCGAGAGGACCGUCAGGGCUAUCGAGGUGGCCGGAAAUAUUCUGAAGACUUGAUGAGUAGACCCCGACACUUGCGGGUGGCAAGGAAAAAGUAGACAUGAUAAUGAAAACCUGGAGUCUCGCAUGUCGGUGGUGUAGCGCCUUGUAUGUCGGUUGACGACUACUUCGGAGUGACAAGCUGCAUCGAUCGCGGGCAGAGCUUGCUAUUAGUACCGCC
Molecule: messenger RNA, 2355 nt
Organism: Cercospora beticola
Lineage: Eukaryota; Fungi; Ascomycota; Dothideomycetes; Mycosphaerellales; Mycosphaerellaceae
Product: M28 family metallopeptidase
Molecular function (GO): carboxypeptidase activity
Source: RefSeq, a predicted model, not a curated record